AUGUCUUAUGGCAUUGAGGUCUUGCAAUAUUACAACCUUGAUUCACUGAUCAUGGCUCUUGUUUCCUUCCCAAUCAUUACCAAUAACAUAAUAUACAGAAAUACCAUGCAAAUUUCACAUGUUCAUCCUGCCUAUACCAUCCAUGAAAUUUCUAAGAAAAUUAAAGCUAAUAAUGCCUCUGGUAAUUUUCAUCCGCCAUUUUCAGGCCAACCUUUGAUUCAAAGAAGGCACAAAGAGUUGUUGGUGGUGCCGUUAUUCUGUGCUAAAAACUCACCGGAAGGUGAAGGUGGAGAAGAUAAGCAGGAUCCACGAACUCUCGAAAAAUUGCUGAAACUUUACAAUGCCAUGAAGAAUAAAAAUCUUCUCGAGUUAUCGGAGGUUGUAGCAGAUGAACCCGAGUGUGUAGGCAACCUAUCCCCAAUCAUCCAAACCCUUCGAGGGAAGAAGAAAGUGGUGGAUUUUCUCCUAAAUCUAAUCCAACACCUAGGAAGUGGAAUUGAAUUUAUUAUAAAACCAACAUUCCAUGAUGGGAUGAAGGUCGGUCUUCAAUGGGCCUUAGAGUGGGAUAAAACACAUACGCCUUUUGGAAAGGGUUUCGGCUUCCAUAUAUCCCACCACUAUAAGGGGAAGCUGGUAAUAAAAAAUGCAGAGAUGUUCAUCGAACCACUCCUGCAUUUUCCUUACAGAAUGAGAAUGAAAGGAAUUAUGACUGCUUUAACCGAGAAGAUGGGUUCCAGUGCAAUGUUCAAGGGUGGGGCGAGCAAAGCAGUAUUGAGUAUCCUCCUUGUCAUCACUGCUGCAUUUCUAAUCUCUUUGCUCACCGCGCAUUAA
This is a messenger RNA of Fragaria vesca subsp. vesca, 831 nucleotides long. RefSeq lists its product as uncharacterized. The record is from RefSeq and is a predicted model, not a curated record. The coding region runs from base 1 to 831 and encodes 276 amino acids. The transcript is spliced from 5 exons. Lineage: Eukaryota; Viridiplantae; Streptophyta; Magnoliopsida; Rosales; Rosaceae.